AUGGAUCGCCCUCUAGCGGCCUCCUAUCGCCCUCUCGCCGCCUCCGUCCCGAAGUCGCGCUCGCUAUCUCCCAUCGCGGCCCUCCCCUCAGUUCGCGUCGCCUCGCUAUCUCUUCCCCCCCAUCUCGUCGCCUCGCUAUCUCUCCCCUCCCAUCCCGCACGCCUUUCUCUGCCGUCUCUCGUCUUCUCUCACGUCGCCCCUCCCCUCCCGUCGCCUUUCCCUCCUGUUGCUUUCCUCUCCCGUCGCCUUUCCCCUUCGUCGCCUUUCUUCUCCCGUCGCCUUUCUUCUCCCGUCGCCUCUCAUCUCCCGCCGCCCUUCCUUCUCUCCCGCCGCCUUUCCUCUCCCGUCGCCUCUCCUCUCCCGCCGCCCUUCCUUCUCUCUCGUCGCCUAUCUUUCCCUCUCGUCGCCCUUUCUCUCUCGCGUCGCCCUUUCUCUCCCGUCGCCCUUCAUCUCUCGCGUCGCUCUUCCUCUCUCCCGUCGCCCUUUCUCUCUCCCGUCGCCCUUUCUCUCCCGAAGCUCUUCUCUUCCGUCGCCCUUCCUCUCUCCCCUCCUACCACCCACCUCGGCGCCCUCCCGUCGCCCCGAAAUGCCUGCUUCGCCCUUCCUCUCUCCCCUCCCACUACCCACUUCGGCGCCUUCGCGCUCGCCCCGAAAUGCCUGCCCGUCGCCCUUCCUCUCUCCCCUCCUACCACCCACCUCGGCGCCCUCCCGUCGCCCCGAAAUGCCUGCUCGUCGCCCUUCCUCUCUCCCCUCCCACUACCCACCUCGGCGCCUUCGCGCUCGCCCCGAAAUGCCUGCCCGUCGCCCUUCCUCUCUCCCCUCCUACCACCCACCUCGGCGCCCUCCCGUCGCCCCGAAAUGCCUGCUCGUCGCCCUUCCUCUCUCCCCUCCCACUACCCACCUCGGCGCCUUCGCGCUCGCACCAAAAUGUCUGCCCGUCGCCCUUCGUCACUCCCCUCCCAUCACCCACCUCGGCGCCCUCCCGUCGCCCCGAACUGCCUGCCCGUCGCCCUUCCUCUCUCCCCUUCCAUCACCCACCUCGGCGCCUGCGCGCUCGCCCCGAAAUGCAUGCCCGUCGCCCCUCGUUCUCCCCUCCCAACACCUUACCAUUCCGCUAUUCUCGUUCACUCUGCUCUCUUCGUGCGUUCUCGUUUCCGUCUCGCUAUCCCUUUUUAA
Molecule: messenger RNA, 1176 nt
Organism: Closterium sp. Yama58-4
Lineage: Eukaryota; Viridiplantae; Streptophyta; Zygnematophyceae; Desmidiales; Closteriaceae
Source: the annotation of a GenBank genome assembly